GUUCGGUCUGUCGAACUCAGCAAGCUCUCAAGACAUGUGCAAACGCAUCGAGAAUAUUCAACCGUCAGAAACCAAGUGGAUUCUUCGUUACGGAGAUAAUAUUUAUAUAGUAUCAUGACGGAUGAAACUAUUGAAGAGUUAGGACCAUCCGAUCUGGGUACUUUGGAUUUUUGGGAAAAGGUGUACACCGAAGAACUCGAUAAUUUCAAGGAUCACGGAGACGUAGGUGAAAUAUGGUUCGGUAAUAGGGCUUCACUGAAUAUUGUCAAAUGGAUCAGCACAAAAUUAAAUCUCGAUAUGGAAAACGAUAGAAUAAUAGAUAUAGGUUGUGGAAAUGGUAUGAUGUUAGUAGAACUUGCUAAGAAAGGUUUUAAACUACUAACCGGAAUAGAUUAUUCUCAGAAAGCUAUUGAUUUAGCUAAUGAAGUAUUGAAAGAAAAUAAUGUGUCUUGUUCGAAUUUACAAGUAUGCGAUAUUCUCGAUAUCGAUAAACAUGGAUUGUUAAUGAAUUAUUUCAAAGUGGUGCACGACAAAGGUACUUACGAUGCGAUCAGUCUUCAUCCUGAACAGCCAGCUGAUAAACGAAGAAAAUAUAUUGAUAAUGUGUAUAAUAUCCUUCAAUCAAAUGGAUAUUUAAUUUUAACUUCGUGCAAUUGGACCAAAGAUGAAUUAUUAAUUCAUUUCAAGAAUAAAUAUGAUUUUAUUCAUGAACUUCCUGUCGAUUCAUUUCAAUUUGGCGGCAAACAUGGCAAUAUGGUUACGCAAUUGGUCUUUAAAAAAAAAAUAAACAAUAUUUAAUUGAUACAACGAAUCCAAUUACAUAUUAUAAUUUCAUUAAAUAAAUUAGAACUGAUUGUUAGCAUAAAAAAUCAUGUCUUCUUUUUUCUAC
Messenger RNA from Vespa mandarinia (Asian giant hornet), 889 nucleotides. RefSeq names its product EEF1A lysine methyltransferase 2. NCBI's taxonomy places the organism in Eukaryota, Metazoa, Arthropoda, Insecta, Hymenoptera, Vespidae. Gene Ontology annotation, cellular component: cytoplasm. Gene Ontology annotation, molecular function: protein-lysine N-methyltransferase activity. The record is from RefSeq and is a predicted model, not a curated record.